Sinocyclocheilus rhinocerous is the source of this 3173-nucleotide messenger RNA. RefSeq names its product tyrosine-protein phosphatase non-receptor type 9-like. Gene Ontology annotation, molecular function: protein tyrosine phosphatase activity. The transcript has 13 exons. NCBI's taxonomy places the organism in Eukaryota, Metazoa, Chordata, Actinopteri, Cypriniformes, Cyprinidae. Gene Ontology annotation, biological process: protein dephosphorylation. The record is from RefSeq and is a predicted model, not a curated record. The coding region runs from base 238 to 2433 and encodes 731 amino acids.
UACCUAAAUAUUUCCAUUAAGCCCUUCGUGGAUUCCGUGGAGUUUCAAGCUGAGUCGCCAACAGCUCCUCUGUAGCAUGUAUUAAGAUGAUACGUCGCAUAAUAUAGUUGAUAAUUAUUUAUUAACAAGGAAGUUAAUGAGAAUCGCGGCCCUGUGGCUGUUUUUGAGGUGGUGGAGGAGUUCCUGGCUGAGCUGAGGUGUCGGGAACAGUCUCAGAAUGCAGAUCUUGUCAGUCAGAUGACAGCGGUUAAGUUCCUCAUGGCAAGAAAGUUUGAUGUUUCCAGAUCCAUAGACCUCUUCCAAGCUUACAAGAACACCAGAAUAAAGGAAGGCAUCUACAAUAUUAACCCAAACGAGGAGCCUUUAAGGAGCGAGUUACUUAGUGGGAAAUUCACAGUUCUGCCCGGCCGUGACGCGAAAGGUGCGGCUUUGGCGCUUUUUACAGCACAUCUCCAUCGCCCAGACCUCACUACCCAUAAGGCUGUUCUUCAGGCCAUCAUAUAUCAGCUGGACAAGGCCAUUGAGAGUGUUCAGACACAGAGAGACGGGCUCAUUUUUAUCUAUGAUAUGACUAACUCCACAUAUGCCAAUUUUGACUAUGAGCUUUGCGUCAAGAUUUUGAAUCUGCUUAAAGGGGCUUUCCCUGCUCGUCUGAAAUGCGUCUUUAUUGUGUCGUCUCCGCUGUGGUUCAGAGCACCAUUUGCAGUACUCCGUCUGUUUGUGAGAGAGAAACUGAGAGAAAGGGUGUGCACUGUAAAAGCCCACGAACUGGUCAAUCACAUCCCAGUCAGCUCCCUUCCAGAACAUUUGGGUGGCUCGUCACAGUAUAGUCACAUUGCCUGGAUCCAGUCCUGCGUCAACUCCAGCCCCAACCACCCCAAUAACUCUCCCUACGUCACUGGGGACUGCUUGGGCAGUCUCCUCCACUCCUACUCCAUGGAACAUAGCCAGAACACUUCAGCAGACCCCUUAACUGCCAAUACUUCAGGGGCCACCCUCCUGGGGGACGGCCUGAACUCAAACUGCCCCAUACUGGAUGACGGCAAUGCCAACCUGCAGAACCACAGGACUGCGGGGCAUGCGCAUUGGAACGGCUCUGUACUGCCAGGUUCAGGGGGAAUCUCGGGGUCCAACGCCAAUGUCGUAAAUGGGCGUGGCCGGCAGCCACCCCCACAGUCAGACACGCCCCCAGACACGCCCCUGCAUCAAAAACACACAGCUGGUGCAAUAGUACCAGGAGGUGGAGGGACUAUGGGUACGGAAGGCGCAUGUUUGGAAGACAGAAGGCAGGAUGGCAAUGGUGCUGAGGAUAUCCAACAGGAUGUGGAGUUUCUGGAAGAGGAAGUGGAUGGAGGGGAUGGCAUUCCACCCCUUCCACUGAAAUCAAGGCUGCCGCCCCUCCAUCACAGCCCCGCCCCGGAUAUGAGCUGGUUACCGGGAACGACGACGGAAACGGCUGCGCUGUCGGUGCAUGCGGCUGAGCCAGGCGGAAUGAGCGUGCAGGAUCUGGUACAACACGUGAAACGUAAAAAGAAGAAGGGCAUUUAUCAGGAGUACGAGGAGAUCCGCAAAGAACCUCCUGCUGGAACCUUUGACUACUCUAAGAAAGCUUCUAACCAGAUAAAGAAUCGCUACAGUGAUGUCCUCUGCCUUGACCAAUCACGUGUUCGACUCUGUCCGCUCAACAAUGAGGAUGAUGAGACAUCUGACUACAUAAAUGCAAGUUUCAUGGAUGGUUACAAGAGGAGUAAUGCUUACAUCGCUACUCAGGGGCCUUUGCCAAAAACGUUUGGAGACUUUUGGCGAAUGGUGUGGGAGCAAAUGGUUUUAAUCAUUGUUAUGACAACAAGAGUUGUAGAGCGAGGCAGAGUGAAGUGUGGACAGUACUGGCCAUUAGAGGCUGGGCGCACUGAGGAUUAUGGGUACUUUUUGGUGAGAAAUGUCCAUAUUGAGAUGUUUCAGGACUUUAAGCUGUCACACCUGGAGCUCUUCAACACUCAGACAGGGGAAUGUAGGGAAGUGUCUCAUUACCUCUACAUGAGCUGGCCAGAUUUUGGUGUUCCGAAGUCAGCGUCGGCCAUGUUGGAUUUCCAGGGGCAUGUGAAACAGAGACAAGAAUCCUCAUUACGAACACUGUAUCCUGAUUGGACGGGACCCACAGGGGGCCCCCCAGUGGUGGUGCACUGCAGCGCAGGCAUCGGCCGAACAGGCACAUUUUGUACUUUAGACAUUUGUCUCUCUCGUCUGGAGGACAUCGGCACAGUGGACAUUAAGCAGACGGUGCGUCGCAUGCGGACACAGCGUGCCUUCAGCAUCCAAACGUGGGACCAGUACUACUUCUGCUACAAAGCAGUGAUCGAGUACGCCCAACAGACCGGCCUGCUGCAGCCUGUGGAGUGGUCCGACACCGAGCUGGAGACCGACAGCGAGUGAAUCAGGAAAAACAGAACUCGCAGGAGAGGGCACAGAAGACACGGAAGGAAAAGAAGCCAUCUUUUCCCCUCUCCUGGCUACAGGUAGACUCCACCGCUGAGGAACAUGUUAGGGAGCGGAGGAUGCUUUUGUCCUGCCACUUUUCAAGCCCUUCUUUUUACUCUGAUCCAGACGUGAUCAGAGACUGUGGCUUGAUGUACGAGUUGUAGCAUUUAAAAAAAAUUUUUUUUAUAAAUACUGACUUGCACAUGUGGAAUGACAAACUUGAAAAAUCCAGUUUAUCGAAUUACCUGCUCUUUUUUUACGCUCUUGAGUGUUGUCGAAAUUCAAUAUCACUCAACUUGGGGGUUAAAUUCACACUUUUUAUCAAAAGUGUAAAAGCAUAAAACUUGAAUAUUCUUUUUUUUGUUCUCCGUCACAUUAAAAUAACAACUUCUUUGCGUCUGAACAGGUUCCAACAGUUUUCUUUCCAGUUUUAGUUGUUGUCAUUAUUUGUGUACUUCGUUAAACUAAUCUUCAAGCCAAAGGUAUGGUGUCGAAUGCUUGGAUGUAUCCGUAAUGAUCAUUGUGACUUAAACCCUUGUAUAUCUUGUAACAUACAUUUAUAAUAUAUAUUGUGCAUAACAACCUUUGAAAAGCCUUGUUUUAAUAUAAUACUCUUAACUUUCUUCAGAAUUAUGUGUAUCUAUAUAUAAAUAUAUAUAUAUAUGUAUAAGUAUAUGUUGGGUUAAAACAAUUUC